This is a messenger RNA of Drosophila teissieri, 8180 nucleotides long. RefSeq names its product protein strawberry notch homolog 1. The transcript has 3 exons. Gene Ontology annotation, cellular component: nucleus. Bases 1795 to 7842 code for a protein of 2015 amino acids. The record is from RefSeq and is a predicted model, not a curated record. NCBI's taxonomy places the organism in Eukaryota, Metazoa, Arthropoda, Insecta, Diptera, Drosophilidae. Gene Ontology annotation, molecular function: histone binding; chromatin DNA binding. Gene Ontology annotation, biological process: regulation of DNA-templated transcription.
CAGUUUCCGCCAUUGAGGAUUCGAUUGUACGUGACACUCGAAGUAAACAUCGUCGCCUUCCUUGAUAUCAUCCGGUGUCAGAGUUGAGCCCAGGCGUAACGUCACCAAGGGAGGAUCUGCAAAGAAGAGCAAAGGAGGAGGACAAUUAGCCACUGGAAAUCAAAUAAUCAUGCAACCAUCUAAGGUGGUUAGCUAGUCGUGUACUUCGAACGUGUAAAUACACUACCUAUACAGUACUGGUAUAGACAAAAGAUACUUUUAAUCAUAUACUAUUAAAUAUGAAGCACAUGAUGUUACAGUCGUCCUUAAAAUAAUUUAUGGGCAUAUAUAUUUAUUUCCUGCACAGAACCAGGCUGAAGACCAAUUUCGAAAUAAAAUGUAAAACGUAACUCCGUGUCUUAAAACCAAAAUCGUUUCUAUUAUUCAUGCCCCGCAAUUGUUGUGCCACAUAUUUUCCGGUUUUGCAACUGUCUUGUCAUCGCCCGGAAUCCCGCACACUGUCAUGAUCAAGCUUAUUUAAUAGUUUUUGCAAAUAUGAGCGAUUUAGAGCAAUAACUGGAACAAAGUGAAGCAUCAGCCAAGAGUUAUGAGGACAAGGCAACGACAUCCCGCCCAUCGACCGCUGUUUGCCAACAUGUGUUGCCGCUUAAGUCGUUUGAAUUUGCUUAACGAGCCACAAACUUUGCGACAAACAGAGACCAGAAGCGGCAAGAACCCGGACCCAGGCCCAGACAAGGAGACCCAGUUCCAGGACUGGGACCAGGUCCAGAACCAAGACCACCACGAACAGGACCAGGAACUGGGCCAGGAAUAGGAAUAGGAGCAGGAUCGGGAAGGGGACGCACGUGCCAACCUUAAUAUUGUUGAGUUAUUGGCGGCCAAAACCAAACGUCGGCAGUCAAGAGUCGGGCGAAACGGAACCCAGGACCAGGACCAGACCCAAAACCAAACACCAAGCCAACGCCAAAGCCAAAGCCAAAAAGUUCCCUUCCGCCUUCGCCGGGAAACUUUAGAAUGGCCUGGAAAACUUUUGCCCAGCCCGCGUGGCGUUUCCCCCCCGCCGCCGCCCACUUAUGUAGUCCUCGUUUGCCAACGUCUGCCAAUCAGGCAAAGUGCCCAAAGGGCUGUGAAAACUCUUUCGCUGGAAAAGUCGCGUCGCGCAUUUCCGCACACAUGUUGCAGGCCAUUUUUGUGAUUAUCAUUUACCGUUCCAUCACGGAUACCGUUGCCCCCCGAACCCUGACCCUUGCCCCCUAAUCUCCCAGCAAGCCCGCUUCUUUGGCCCAAAACGACCAUCGAUCGAUGGCGGAGCGGAAGUCAACGGUUGCUCAGAAUUUAUGUGCCUGGUGGGCUGUUGUGUUACUCGCGGGAUUUGCCAGGGCUGCAAGUACUAAAGAUGUUUUGGCUACGUAAGCAAAGAAACUUUUUCUACGAUAUUUAAAUUGGUUGCAGCAAUACAAUCAAUUCAGUACUUAUAAAUCAGGAGCACACUCUGUUGGGCCCACAUUGGAUACGAAGCAUAUUUGUUUGCAAAUUUGAAAUAAAAUCUCUAUCAACUUUUUAAAAGCACUUAACAAGUUGGCAUUGAUUUGACAGCCGAUUAAUAAACUUAAUAGGCUGUGAGAAAUUAGGAAAGUUAUCGUCGCUCGAAAAAACACAAUUUUCCUCAGUCGGUGAGAUUGCCUUCCCCAGUGCAAAUCAGCAAUUGAAAUAAAAAAUCGCAAAAAUCGUAAAAACUAAAAAAAGAAAUAAGAUUUCAAGUUUUCUAAAACCUGUGAGUGUGAAACCAGCAAAAUGCCUUGUAAGAGAAGGUCGGCCAGUUCCCGAGCAGCACCCAAAGACUAUGAGAGCCAAGAGGUCCAAGUCCGGCGUUCGUAUUCCCGUGCCAGGGCGACACCACUGAAGAGCCCCAUCGAGGCCAGCAAUCACAACGCUUCAUAUCCAACCGGCAAUCAGAAAUGUGAAACCAAUCCGAAUUCCAAAAAUGCUUCGCAGAAAGGGCAAACGCCACAGCUAAUGACAGAAAGCGCUGGGAAAUUUGAUCCGGAGCCAAAGAGAACACGGCAGGCAGCAAUCAGUGCUUCCAGGUCCUCACUUUCGGAUGAGUUGGGGAGAGGGGUAAAUACCAAGGAUGGCUCACAAGGUUCAGUUAAUUAUGCCAGGCCACUUCAAAAUACUUUGCGAGGUACCACAAAUACUCAGGGCAAUACGAACGAUGAGCAAAAGAUGCCUGCACCUGCAAAGCCAAACGUCUCCAUCCGUUCGAGAUCAGCGCGUAGAUGCACACAGAAAAACGAAAAUGUCAUUGACCCUGUUGACCUGGCUGAGAAUAAACUGUUUAAGAUACCGGAUAGUUCUUCCAAUAUGGUUACGGGAAAACUUACCCAGAGGACUUCCACGGCUCAAGGAAAUCAGAAUAAAGGUCAGAACAUAAAUUCCUCCAGAGAAAGCUAUGUGCCACCACACUUGGACAAUAAAGCUGUAAACUUAAUCCAAGCCAAUAAUAAUAGGUCUGCAAAGUUGCCUCAGACCAUUCCAAAAAAUAUACCGAACAAGAAUUUGGAUGCAGAGUCCAGCUCUCUAGCUUACUUUUCAGAGUCGGAAGGAAAAACCUAUUUAAGACGUCAGACUGAGAGGAAUUUCUAUUCGAAGCCAAACCAAACGGGUUACUAUUCGGAAUCAGAAGGGGCAAAUGGCAGACUUAUGCAGAAUAACACACCGGCUACUAGAGGUUCUACAGCUCAAAUCAACUCGAAAUCAAAGCCAAAUCAAACGGGUUACUAUUCGGAAUCGGAAGGAAAUGGCAGAUAUAAGCAGAGUAACACAUCGUCUGUCUAUUUAAAGCCAAAUCAAACGGGUUACUACUCGGAAUCAGAAGGAACAAAUGGCAGACCUAUGCAGAAUAACACACCGGCUACCUAUUUAAAGCCAAACCAAACGGGUUACUAUUCGGAAUCAGAAGGGAAAAAUGGCAGACCUAUGCAGAAUAACACACCGGCUGCCUAUUUAAAGCCAAACCAAACGGGUUACUAUUCGGAAUCAGAAGGGGCAAAUGGCAGACCUAUGCAGAAUAAGACACCGGCUGCCUAUUUAAAGCCAAACCAAACGGGUUACUAUUCGGAAUCAGAAGGAAAUGGCAGAUACAUGCAGAGUAACACACCGGCUGUAUAUUCAAAGCCAAACCAAACGGGUUACUAUUCGGAAUCAGAAGGAACAAAUGGCAGACAUAUUCAGAGUAACACACCGGCUACUAGAGGUUCGAAGGCAAAACAGGAAUACAGUUCCAUGUACGGUCAGGCUGGGAAUUUAGUCUUGUCGGAAAACGUUAACAGACCCAUUAUGAAUGUGGACUUUGAACAAAAUCUCCCGGCGCAGAAAGUAUACGUAACACAUAAGCCGAAUCCAGGAGCAACAUCGCAGUAUCAUCCGGCUGAAUAUAAUCCCAGCAACUACGGCUAUCAGAAGGACGAACUAAGAGAACGGCGUGAAGUGCACUCAAGACAGGGGCCAAGUUACAGCUCCAUGCCGCAAAACAAGAAUCAAUAUGUGCAUCAGCCCCUUAUAGGCAACCAAGCACCAAGUAAACCCGAUAGUACUGUUUGGAACAAGGAUAUCAGACUCUUGGAAAUACUUUCUCAAACCGAAACUAGAAAAGAGAAUCAUGAAGCUGCCAAAAAGCCACCGGUUAAUAAAAGUUCCAACGUAUCUCAGUAUCUUAUCGAUCUUGGCUUUACCGACGAUAAUAUAAGUAGCCCCAACGUCGAGAAAAUCAAUAACUCUGCUAGCAAGGAGCAGGACGAGAUUGACAGACGCCUGAAUGCCGAACUGGAGUCUCUGUUUGCAACUGAAGAGCUGCCACGUCCACCUCCACCUACGGCUCCACUAGCACAGAUACAGAUUACACCAGAGCUGAAGAUAGUGGAAAGGCCACUUGCCUCGAAUCCCAAGAAAAUAGAGGCUGAAAUCGAUGCACGCCUCCAGGCGGAACUGGAUUCCUUGCCCAUGGUGGCGGCUGAGGACACGAACGAAUCCCUGAAGGAACCAUUAUAUAAAACUCAUCCAUACAUACCAGUACCUGCAGUCAGGAACUUGGCGGAGAACCAAGCUUUUCCAAAACAGAAUCCGGUAUUCAUUCCUCCACAACCAGCAGCACCAGCCAAUAUUAUGGCCAAAAAUACCAUGGAGAUGGGAAAACCUGCCCUUGUUCAGAUGGCAAAUAAUCCGCUAGCUUCUAGUCAGCAACGCGUCUUGCCACAAGGACCGAUCAUCACGCGACUGAAGGGUGCUCAGGGUGAGGACAUAGCCGUCAAGUACACCACGGGUCCGGAUGGACUGAUUACCAAUGUGCAGAUGGUGCCACCAGGGAUGGGAAUAGGCCAACUGAAGGUCACCGAACUGGAGAGCUUUACGGCCAGCCAACUGCAUCAGAUACUGCAGAGUGGGCAUCCCUACAUGGCCCUACCCAUGACUUACUCCGGAGUUCCAGGUGCCAUGCUGCAGGAACCCCUGAAGACCAGAGAUGCCAUCUUUCCCCCCGAACAAGCGGUCGAGGAUGAGGAGGUGGACUAUGAGGAAAUAGGAGUGGCCGACACCUUCGCAGCUUACUGGCCCAGCAAACUGAAGUUCGGAAGGGCCCAUCCCGAUGCCGUGGUGGAGACGGCCACUCUGUCAUCGGUGGAGCUGCCCGAUAUAACCUACCAGUUGGCCCUGCCCGCGAGGACCACCGAGUGCCUGAGUGCCCUGCAGCUGGAGGCGGUGGUCUAUGCCUGCCAGGCCCACGAGCAGAUCCUGCCCAGCGGAGAACGAGCCGGAUUCCUGCUGGGCGAUGGAGCGGGCGUGGGCAAGGGGCGCACCAUUGCGGGCAUCAUCUUCGAUAACUACGUGAAGGGCCGAAAACGCGCCCUCUGGGUCUCCGUCUCCAAUGACCUCAAGUUCGAUGCAGAGCGGGAUCUCGGCGAUAUAGGAGCGAACGAAAAGGUCCGAGUGGCGGCCAUCAGCAAGUUCAAGUACAGCCGCAUUGACUCCGAUGAGAACGAGAACUUCAAGCGCGGUGUGAUAUUUUGCACUUACACCGCUUUGAUCGGAGAAUCGCUGACGGCCAACUCGAAGUACAAGACUCGUCUCCGCCAGCUGGUCCAUUGGCUGGGCAAAAAGUUCGAGGGGGUGAUCGUCUUCGAUGAGUGCCACAAGGCCAAGAAUCUCAGUCUGAUGAACGUGGGCAAGUCCACCAAGACGGGAACCACUGUUCUGGAGCUGCAGAAGCUGUUGCCAAAGGCCAGAGUGGUCUAUGCCUCGGCCACCGGAGCCAGUGAGCCCCGGAACAUGGCCUAUAUGGUGAGACUGGGCCUAUGGGGUCCGGGAACCGCCUAUCCGGAGUUCUACGAGUUCGUGAACGCCGUGGAGAAGCGCGGCAUAGGAGCCAUGGAAAUCGUAGCCAUGGAUAUGAAGCUCAGAGGUACCUACAUAGCUCGUCAGCUGAGCUUCAAGGAUGUGAGCUUUCGCAUCGAGGAGGUGACCAUGCCGAAGGAGUUCCGCAAGAGCUAUAACUUGUCCGCCGAACUCUGGGCGGAGAUCAACAAGAAGUUCCAGAAGGCCUGUCGCCUGAUGUGCAUCGAGAAUAGGGUGCAGAAGAUCAUCACCUGCCAGUUCUGGUGCGCCCAUCAGCGCUUCUUCAAGAACCUGUGCAUCGCCUCCAAAGUGAACCACGUGGUCAAGAUGACGCGGCAGGCGACUCGCAUGGGCAAGGCGGUGGUCAUUGGCCUUCAAUCCACGGGGGAGUCGCGCACGUUGGAGCACCUGGAGCGGCAUCAUGGCAAACUGAACACCUUCGUCUCCACCUCCAAGAUGAUCAUCCAGUCGUUCGUGGAGAAGCACUUCCCAGCUCCCAAACGCGACUCCUUCCACCAUCUACUGAAUACGGGUGAGUUCGAGCCGGAGGCACGUUCCCGCCCCUCCAGACCCAAGCGGUCAAAAAUGAAUCCCGAUUGGUUCGACGACGAUAUGGAUGCCGAGGCGGGCGAGAGCGACAUCGAGAUGUACGAGAGCAGCUGGACUGCCGAUGAUGAGCGCAUCAAGUCCGGACGAAAGCGGCGAGGACGACCGCCCAAGGCGGAUAAAGUGGAGAAGAUUACCAUGCAGGAGCGCAUCCUGCAGCAUCUCUGCAAUAACAUGAGGGCCCAGGACAACGAGGGUGAGCCCAGCUACACUUUCGACAAUACGAAGCCCCAAAAGGCGAAUAUCACGGAGCGGGAUGUCGAGCGCUGCAUCAAUAUGCGCGAGAUGCUGCUGGAGAAGAUCGAGAUUCUGGGCAAGAGGUUGCCGCCCAACACGCUGGACAAACUAAUCUCCGAGCUGGGUGGCACCAAUUUGGUGGCAGAGAUGACGGGCCGCCGUGGCAGAGUGGUGCGCACGGAGUACGAUGGCUACAAGUACGAACCCCGUUGCGAGAACGACACCUCGAUGGACCUGGUCAAUUAUCGGGAGAAGCAGCGCUUCAUGGAUGGCAGCAAGCACGUGGCCAUCAUCUCGGAGGCGGCCUCCAGUGGCAUAUCCCUACAGAGUGACAAGCGGGUUUCCAACCAGCGGCGUCGUCUGCACAUCACCUUGGAACUCCCGUGGAGUGCGGAUAGGGCCAUCCAGCAAUUUGGACGCACCCAUCGCUCCAAUCAGGUGAAUUCACCCGAAUAUGUAUUUGUGAUCACGGAUCUGGCCGGUGAGCGCCGUUUUGCCUCCACGGUGGCCAAGAGACUGGCGAGCUUGGGAGCCCUUACCCAAGGCGAUCGGCGUGCCACCGAUGCUCGGGAUCUCUCCCAGUUCAAUAUCGACAAUAGCAUCGGGCGCAGUGCUCUGGAGAAUGUGAUGCAACAGCUGACCAACGACAAGCCACUGGACCAGUCCCAAGUGCCUCAGUCCUACAAAGGUGACUUCCUCUACGACUGCUGUGUGGCCAUGGCCGGCGUGGGCAUGAUCAAUGUGCGGGAGGAGAACAAGGUGAAGGUGUUCACCGUGGAGAAGGAUAGCAAUAAUAUCUCCAAGUUCCUGAACCGCAUCCUCGGCUGCCGUGUGGAGGUACAGAAUGCCCUUUUCAAAUUCUUUCUGGACAAGAUGUACUCGCUGAUCAUGCAGAUGAAGCGCACCGGACGCUUUGAUCUGGGGAUUCUAGACCUGGACGCCCAUGGAGCCAGUGUCAAGUCCAUCAAGCUGAUGCGGUUCAUCAGGAAGCACGCCACUGGAACGGCGGCCACCGAGCUCCACACGGUGACGGUGGAACGUGGCAUGUCCUUUGAGACAGCCCUAGCCAAAUACCGAAAGGAGGCCCAGCACGAGCACGAAGGCUUCUAUAUUCUACAGCAGCUGCGCCAGAACAAGAACUCCUCAAUUUUGUGCCUGCAGGCACCGUCCAAUUCAGCGGAUGUGUCAAACGGAAAGAUCAACUUGCAGAUCUACCGACCCAACACUGGUCCCCAAGUGCGAUUGGAGACGCAUGGCUCCAUAUCAUCGCGAUAUGUGAAGGUGAGCCCGGAAGAGGCCCAAAAGUACUGGGUGCAGCAGUACAACCUGUGCCUGAACAUGUGCUCCCACGUCUACUGGAAUCGCACCUGUCCCAUCCCGACGGGCUGCGAAGUGGGACUCCGGAUGCGCACCUACCACGUGCUCUCCGGGCUGAUGCUGCCGAUCUGGGACCGGAUCGAGCUGAUUAUCGAGAAGAACGGACACAAGAUCCAGAUCAUACGCGUGAAGACCGAUGUGAACAAGAAGAUUGUGGGCACGGUGGUGCCGCAUGCCGUCUACGAUGCCCUGGUGGCCGAUUUGUCCACGGACUCCAUCGUGGAGAGCCAUUAAAAUGACACCGCCCACUGUACGAUACAGCAUACGGCAUACAGCACACAGCACUUCUAUUGCCACUUUAAAAAUAUCAACCCAAAUUGUGGCAUUCAAUGCAAUACAUGUGGCGUAAGCUUUCGCUUUUUCCAAAUUCCAGGCACGCUCCACCAGAUCCACCAUCUCCACCAUGGAGGAGCAGCCCGCCCAUGUUCCCGGCCAUAAACAAUGGCCACAGAAGCACAUACGGGAAGACACUUACAGCUCGUCUGCGUGCGUAUGUGAUUCAUAUGUAUUGUCUGCCAUGCUGCGGGGUCUGCUUCACAUACACCAAAAGAAAUAAAGUUACCCGAAUGAAA